This is a messenger RNA of Lagopus leucura (white-tailed ptarmigan), 1895 nucleotides long. It is a transcript of the gene ABCB10, whose product is annotated as ATP binding cassette subfamily B member 10. Gene Ontology annotation, biological process: transmembrane transport. Gene Ontology annotation, cellular component: membrane. The record is from RefSeq and is a predicted model, not a curated record. The transcript is spliced from 10 exons. Gene Ontology annotation, molecular function: ABC-type oligopeptide transporter activity; ATP binding; ATP hydrolysis activity. The coding region runs from base 1 to 1743 and encodes 580 amino acids. NCBI's taxonomy places the organism in Eukaryota, Metazoa, Chordata, Aves, Galliformes, Phasianidae.
AUGGCGGGCUACGCGUCGCGCCUGCCCUGGCUGCUGCCGCUGCUGCACCAUGCGGUGCCGCCCCCCUGGGCGCGGGCUGCCUGCGGGCCCGCCGGGCUCCGCUCCUCGCCGCGUUCUUCGGCCGGCAGGUGCGGUGCGCUGCCCCGACCGCCGCCGCCGCGCUGCCGCCUCCUCCUCCCGCCCGGGACGGCGGGCAGCGCCCCGCGCGCCUUGAGCGUCGCCGCCGGCCCCGAGCCGACACCGCCGCCGGCGCCACGGGGAGCCGCCGCCGGGCCGCCGCGCUUCGAGGCCAGGAGGCUGCUGGCCCUGGCGCGUCCCGAGCGCUGGAGACUGACAGCUGCCGUUGGCUUUCUGACAGUUUCCAGCGUUAUUACCAUGUCAGCCCCUUUCUUUCUGGGGAAAGUGAUUGAUGUCAUUUACACAAAUCCCAGCAACGACUUCACUGACAGCCUAUCCAGCCUGUGUGCCUUGCUGAGUGGAAUCUUUCUAUGCGGUGCUGCUGCUAAUGCUACUCGUGUCUACCUCAUGCAGACUGCAGGGCAAAGGAUUGUGAAACGUUUGAGGACAACCAUGUUCUCCUCUAUUCUGAAGCAAGAAACUGCUUUCUUUGACAAGACCAGAACGGGAGAGCUGAUAAACCGCUUAUCUUCAGAUACAGCACUCUUGGGCCGUUCCUUGACUGAAAACCUUUCUGAUGGGCUCCGAGCAGGAGCUCAGGCAUCUGUGGGGGUUGGAAUGAUGUUUUUUGUGUCUCCUGGCCUUGCUGCUUUUGUUCUGAGCGUUGUGCCACCCUUGGCUAUCGUGGCUGUGAUUUAUGGAAGAUACUUGCGAAAACUUACUAAAAUGACCCAAGAUUCUCUUGCAGAAGCAACACAGUUAGCUGAAGAGCGUAUCGGAAACAUAAGAACAGUUCGAGCUUUUGGGCAAGAAAUGGCUGAAAUGGAGAAAUACACAAAUAAAGUUGAUUAUGUGCUACAGUUGGCUAAAAAAGAGGCGCUAGCUCGGGCAGGCUUCUUUGGAGCAACUGGCCUUUCUGGAAACUUAAUUGUCCUCUCAGUCUUAUACAAAGGAGGAUUACUGAUGGGCAGUGCUUAUAUGACAGUUGGUGAACUCUCUUCAUUCCUAAUGUAUGCCUUCUGGGUUGGAAUAAGCAUAGGAGGUCUAAGUUCCUUUUAUUCUGAAUUAAUGAAAGGAUUAGGUGCUGGUGGACGUCUGUGGGAAUUGAUUGAGAGGAAGCCCCAACUUCCAUUUAAUGAGGGAAUCACAUUAGGCAAAGACACAUUCAGAGGUGCUUUAGAAUUCAAGAACGUUGAGUUUGCUUAUCCAACACGUCCAGAAACAUCCAUUUUCAAAGAUUUCAGCCUCUCCAUUCCAGCUGGCUCUGUGAUGGCUUUGGUUGGCUCGAGUGGCGCAGGGAAAUCAACUAUUGUAUCCCUUCUACUAAGACUGUAUGAUCCUAUCGCAGGUACUAUCACUGUUGAUGGCUUUGACAUUCGUCAGUUAAAUCCACUAUGGUUCAGGGCAAAGAUUGGAACAGUGAGUCAGGAACCAAUUCUGUUCUCCUGCUCUAUUGCUGAAAACAUUGCCUAUGGUGCAGAAGAUCCAUCUACCGUGACUGCAGAGGAGAUUCAGAAAGUUGCUGAAAUAGCAAAUGCUGCUCAUUUUAUCAGAGAUUUUCCAAAAGGGUUUGACACUGUAGUUGGAGAAAAAGGCAUUCUACUUUCAGGUACAUUUGUUAUUUGAUUUUAAAAUCAGGAUGCUUCGGAGUGAAGCCAAAAUUGUGUUGUUGUUGUUACUCAGCCUUUUUCUCCAAGUCAUAGCCCAACAUCAGUAUUAACAUCACUUCCAUUCCCCUCCUAAUGCACGUGCCUAAUUCAGCUCAGCCCAAGCCUCUA